UGUGGAUAUUAGAAAUUAAUUUGAAAUAGUUAGUUUUGAUUAAAAGAUAAUAAUGAUAUUAUGAAAAGAAUAAGGUAAGGAGCAUCACAAUGAUGGAGUGUGGCUAUAUAAAUGUCCACCGUGUGACAGUGGGUGGCUGAAGAAAAACGCAAGGUGCUCAAACAGAGAACAAAGAAAAGAGAGAGAAAAAGAAAAGAAAGUGCGGUGGUGAAGCAAAUCAGAGAAUGGCGGCUACUGUGUCUGUGUGGUCAAAGCCCGGCGCGUGGGCCAUCGAUUCGGAGGAACACGAGGCUGAACUCCUUCAACAGAACCCCACCAGCGACACCGUCAAACCUCUUGCCGACUUCCCUUCCCUCGCUGUCGCCGCCGCCACCAAGCCCAAGAAGAAGAAGGCCCAGACCUACUCCCUCGCCGAGUUCACUGCCAAGCCCGACACCGCCUUCGCCGACCAAGAUCCCGUCGUCCUCCCCACCGGCCCGCGCCAGCGCACCGCUGAGGAGCUUGACCGCACCCGUCUAGGUGGCGGCUUCCGCUCCUACGGUGACCGCCCUAACAGGAAUUCCUCGGGGGACGACUCGUCGAAUUCCCGUUGGGGUUCAUCUAGGGUUUCUGACGAGCCCAGGAGAAACGGUUCCUUUGGGGCUAGGGAUUCCAAUCGCGAGCUUCCCCCUUCUCGCGCUGACGAGACUGAUAAUUGGGCAGCGGCAAAGAAACCUUCGGGAGGGUUUGAGAGGAGGGAGAGGGAUAGAGGAGGGUUCUUCGAUUCGCAGUCGCGCGCUGACGAAUCGGAGAGCUGGGUUUCGAAUAAGAGCUUUGUGCCGUCGGAGCGGCGAUUCGCCUCCAACGGUGGAGGGUUUGAGAGAGAGAGGAAGGUUAUUGGGUUUGGCUCCAGCGGGGGCGCUGAUUCAAAUGACUGGAACAAGAAGAAGGGCGAAUCCAACGUUGGUAGCGAGAGUGUUGGUGCUGGUGGAGGGAGACCAAGGCUUGUUCUGCAACCUCGGUCUCUGUCGGUGUCCAAUGAAGGGGGGGAUGGGAAUGUGGGGAAACCUAAAGGGUCUCUGUCGGUGUCCAAUGAAGGGGGGGAUGGGAAUGUGGGGAAACCUAAAGGGGUUAAUCCGUUCGGAGAAGCGAGGCCAAGGGAGCAGGUUUUGGCGGAGAAAGGGCAAGAUUGGAAAAAGAUUGAUGAACAGCUUGAGAGCAUGAAGAUUAAGGAGACAGGUGGAGGUGAUGCCUUUGUGAAGAGGGGUUUUGGGUCUUCCAAUGGAGGAGGACGAGCUGCUUUGCCUGAAAGUCGCACUGAGAGGAGUUGGAGGAAGCCCAUAUCUGAUGAUGAAAGUCCUAAAAGUGCUGAAAAAGUUGAAGAUAAAGCCGUAGAAGAAAAUUGAAGAUCUAUCAAUUACUUUAGGUCUCUGCAGAUUGAUCGACGAGAGUUGGAUAUCAAAAAACUUAUUUUUUUGUUUCCCAUUGAAGUUUUGUCCGUCCUCCUAUCAUUUUAUGUUUUAUUGUGAAAUUAAUACUGGAACAGUCAAGUGACAUUUUUGAUAGAAGUGUUGGUAGCUUAGGCAGUCGUUUUUAUGAAAUGUUUGUCAGAAAAUGUUGCCGUAAUCUAUAUAAGCUUGGUGGUGAA
Vigna angularis (adzuki bean) is the source of this 1627-nucleotide messenger RNA. RefSeq names its product eukaryotic translation initiation factor 4B3. Gene Ontology annotation, molecular function: mRNA binding; translation initiation factor activity. The transcript is spliced from 2 exons. The record is from RefSeq and is a predicted model, not a curated record. The coding region runs from base 225 to 1385 and encodes 386 amino acids. NCBI's taxonomy places the organism in Eukaryota, Viridiplantae, Streptophyta, Magnoliopsida, Fabales, Fabaceae.